Molecule: messenger RNA, 2276 nt
Organism: Musca domestica (house fly)
Lineage: Eukaryota; Metazoa; Arthropoda; Insecta; Diptera; Muscidae
Exons: 9
Coding region: 316-2118 (600 amino acids)
Source: RefSeq, a predicted model, not a curated record
ACAAUUCCAGAAAUUUAGUCGAUUUUUAAUGGGACUGCGGGACAGUAGCAAAUGCUAAAGGUUUAUUGUUGUUUUUCGUUGGUGGACUAAGAAAAAGCAAAAAAAAAAAUUAAAAAAAAAAGAAAAUAAUAAAGAACAAUUAAAAAAACAAGUGUCUCGAAAUAUUUAUAAUCAAAGUAUACGUGAUACAGUUUAUGGAAAUUUCCUAAAAUUCAUUUUUACUGUUUUCUAACAAAAAAAAAAAAAAAAAAAAAAAAAAAAAAUCGUUUGUUUCAAUAAGCGUAACGAUCACGGUCAACAGCAGCAGCAUUGAGAAUGGCUCAGGAAACCAAAAUCCAACAGCAACAACCACAAGAAUCCGCCGGAGAUGAGAUCACCACAGCUCCGCCAGGUGAUGAAGAGGAGAUCGAAGAAAUCGAAAUACCUCAAAAUAAAACCGUAAUGGAUAAAUUGCAAAUGAUUUGCGAGAAAUUUGCCGCAACUGGGAUGGGUCAGACGAUAUUGGGAAGCUGUGAUCGGGUGCUGAAAGUUUUGGAAGAGACAUCGAAAUGGAGUUUGCCACAAGAUGACACCGAUGCCAAGCUGGAACGACCUCUUCCCUGGAUAUUCUUCAUACCCCUGAUUGUGUGGUUGCGUGUCAUUCGAAUGUGGCUAUCCUUUGUUUGCAUCAUGAUGGGCGGUUCACCCAUGACAGCUGAAAAAAUGGUCUAUAACAUUCAGAUUAAACGUCGUCGUUUAAGAGCUAUCCGAGUACCCGCCUUGAGGGCUGCUCGUCGUAUGGAACCGGAUUCAAGUGGCAUGAUGGUUUCUGGUAAAAAUCAAACCUUUAUGGGAAAGAUUCGUUCGCUAUUUGGUAGUGCUGUUUGCAAGCCGGGCCAACGUCGUGAUGUACCGUCAAGACGUGCUUUUGGCAUGGGGAAUAUAUCGAAGGUGAUGGAGGAAAUGUCGGGUGAACGUUCCGUUAAACGGCCACGUGAUGAUGACAAUGCCGAUCUCAAUAUGACUGUGGAUCAAAUGUUAGAAAAAUACGCCAAUGAAGAUUCUGAGGAUGAUUCAGACUAUGUGCCAAACGAAGAAGACGAGGAGAGCUCAUCAUCGUCUUCUAGUGAGAGUAUUUCCAGUGCUGAAGCUGCAGAUUUGUCCAAAUCUAAGGCCUCCAAGGAUCAAUCGUCAUCUCUGGAUCACAGUGUGGUUGAGGUCAAAGAAAACGGCGGGCCUAAACAUCGGCCAAUGCCCAAGCCCAUAGCCGAUAUAAAACUGGAACCCAUCUCAGAUGCUGACAGUGGCAGUGACAUGGCAAAAACGCCAAAGCCGCAGAGUGGUGAAACGAACAAAAGUGGAUCACAGACCAAAAGCUCAACAGAAGUCGCCACAGUUGAAAAACAGCAGCAACAAAAAGACCAACAGCAGCCACCACAAAAACAACAGCAAUCACAACAACACCAAGAAAAAGAAAAGGAACAGCAAAAGGAAGUUCUAACCCCGAAAAACCAACAUAAAUUAAAUAUAAUUCAAGAUCCGGAAGCUAAACAGAAGUCAACACCUGGUCAUGAGUCAGCAGCCUCCUUAAAACCAGUUUUAGGUGCUAAAACCGCAGCAGCAUCCCAACAGACCGCGAGUCCCAAACCUCCAAGUCCCCAAGUGACAACAUCACCAACUUUCCGUGAGAAACAUUAUCGAACGAUUACAACCGAAACAUCCAUAACCGAAUACGAUUGGUCCAUAGUUGUUAAGACCGAAAUUACCCAAAGAAAAUCGUCGCCGGCAUAUCGAAGAUCAUCGCCAACAUAUCGAAGAUCAUCGCCCGUGCCCAUUCCUAGAGAUGCCCCUUCUUCUUUUCAGUUAACACCCGCCUCAUCGACUGAGGAUAUUUUCUAUAGCCCCAUUGGCUCCCCACAAGAUUUCCAUCACAUCUUUCAUCCAGCACCCAUUGUAAAAGUUACUCCAGCUGAAGCCCACCACUCAACACCCAAGGAGGCUGAUGAACCAAAUGAUAGUUCGGCUUCCGAAACACCUGAAAGACAACAAAAGAAACCGCAAAAUAAACAACAGCAACAUCACCAUUAUCAGCAACACCACCACCACAACAACAAGAAUCGCAAUAAAAAUCGUCGUUAAACUUUUGUGGCCAAUUCCUUUCCUUUUUUCCUCCUUUUUUCCAAAGUUUUUCUAAUUUAUUUCCCCUUUUCCUCUACUUAAAAAAUAAUAUUUGUUAAAUCUUAAUUUUGUUAUAAUUGAAUUUCAAUAAAACUAAUAUUAUAAAUUUUCUUAUAAAA